GCCGCUGCCGCCGCCGGGUCUAGCGCGCUCCUCCAUGUGUGACCGGAUCGCGUUCAUUAAAUCGAUCGGGGACGGUGGUCGCAUGCCGGCGAUGAACUCCAGCUAAUAACAAGGUGGAUGAAGAGGGCGGCAUUGCGGCCCGUUCACAUCCAUCUGCUGGUUGGUGUGCACCGUCACCGUUCAUAGACAUUGCCACCAGACAAAAUGUCGUCGAAACUGCCAUCGUUUGUACUCAAAUGACAAUAACUAGAAUAAAGUGUGGGAGCGCUCAUGAGACAGUCGUGUCAUCGUCUUCUUGAGCACCAACAAGCCGGCGGGGACGAACCCCCGCUUUUCUCACCAAUCGAUCAAAUUUCAGUGGUACCUGAACAUGUGGCCCGGGAGGCCGGCGGCAAGCUGACACGAUAUGCGCCGACGGAGGAGGACGAGGCGACACUCAGGGAACUUCUACUUAGCCUUCAGAGACAGGUGAGCGUGAUGAGCAUGAAUCUGUCAGCGAAGCUGGACGAGCUGCAGCGCGGCGACCGUCAGCUGGAGACGACGGUCGCGCUCUGUGAGAUCCGCACGCAGCUGCAGGAACUCACUAAGAGCGUUGAGUCAUGCCAAAGCGAAGUCUCAGAGGUUAAACGCGACAUGGUUGCCAUCAAGCAGGAGUUGGAUACGGUGCAGCAAGUCAAAGAAGAGAUCGAAGAGCUGCGGGAGUAUGUAGACAGACUGGAGGAACAUUCCCAAAGGAGGAAGCUGAGACUUCUCGAACAGGGUCUCACGUUUUUCUUGUCGUACGCCAUCUUAGCGGCGGUCCUCGGCAUGUUGCAGUUUGGCUACAACACCGGUGUUAUCAACGCUCCCGGCAGAAACAUCGAAAACUUCAUGAAAGACGUAUACAAGGAUCGCUACGGCAAAGAUAUACAAGACGAUGCUGUGAACACAUUGUAUUCGAUAGCGGUUAGCAUCUUUGCUAUCGGCGGAAUGCUUGGCGGUUUCUCUGGCGGAAUGAUUGCAAACAGAUUCGGAAGGAAGGGAGGUCUACUGCUCAACAAUAUCCUCGGCAUCAGUGGCGCAAGUCUCAUGGGUUUCACCAAAAUCUCUCACUGUUACGAAAUGCUGUUCUUCGGAAGAUUCAUAAUAGGCGUCAAUUGCGGUCUGAACACUUCACUAGUGCCAAUGUACAUAUCGGAGAUAGCACCGCUGAACUUGCGCGGCGGACUGGGCACCGUCAACCAGUUGGCGGUCACCGUGGGUCUUCUGCUUUCACAGGUGCUGGGCAUCGAACAGAUCCUCGGCACCGAUGAUGGGUGGCCCAUACUGCUCGGUCUGGCGGUCUGUCCUGCUAUUCUACAACUAUUGCUCUUGCCCGCCUGCCCCGAAUCGCCUCGUUAUCUGCUGAUUACCCGUCAAUGGGAAGAAGAGGCACGAAGGGCACUGCGGAGAUUGCGCGCCAGCAAUCAGGUGGAAGAGGAUAUUGAGGAGAUGCGGGCGGAGGAGCGAGCGCAGCAGGCGGAAGCCUCCAUAUCGAUGAGGGAACUGCUUUGCUCCCCCACGCUUCGAGCGCCGUUGCUUAUCGGGGUCGUCAUGCAACUCUCUCAGCAACUCAGCGGAAUUAAUGCGGUUUUCUAUUAUUCAACUUCGCUGUUCACAUCCUCUGGUCUAACGGAGGAGUCUGCAAAGUUCGCAACGAUGGGUAUUGGUGCGAUCAUGGUGGGCAUGACGCUCGUAUCUCUGCCGCUCAUGGACCGGACCGGCCGCCGUACACUGCACCUCUACGGCCUCGGAGGAAUGUUUAUCUUCUCCAUAUUCAUUACCAUCUCUUUCCUUAUAAAGGAGUUCUUCGGGUAUGUGCAGGAGAUGAUAGACUGGAUGAGCUAUCUGUCGGUGGUGUCGACGCUGAGCUUCGUGGUGUUCUUCGCGGUGGGCCCUGGAUCCAUACCCUGGCUCAUCACCGCCGAGCUCUUCUCCCAGGGCCCGCGACCCAGCGCGAUGGCUAUUGCUGUUCUAGUUAAUUGGAUGGCUAACUUUGUCGUCGGAAUAGGUUUUCCAAGCAUGAAGGCCCUUCUGGAAAAUUAUACAUUCCUGCCUUUUAGUGUAUUCCUUGCAAUUUUUUGGAUAUUUACGUACAAAAAAGUUCCUGAAACAAAAAACAAGACCUUCGAAGAGAUUUUGGCACUGUUCCGUAAUUCUAACGGCAGGGACAGUUUUCGGGACAGCCGACUUUAUGGGAGCAUGAUGAAUUGCGUGAACGCGCUCGAGCAGCAGUUGCCACCGCCGCCGCCGCCCGCGCCCCUUGACGAGAAACACGACUCACUGUCGGAGCAGUCGUCGGGAGCCGGGGAGGGUGGACGGGCGCCGCCCCCGCUGCCCCCGCCGCGCUUCCCCACCCCCGGCAACGUCUGACAAUGGGAGAUAGCUGCGCGUGCGCCGGCGCCGCUGGUCGCCCCCAUCAAGGCCGCCGCCAACUUCUUGUUUCAUGGACUCAAGCGACAAGCCGUGGGCCGCUCUAUCACUACCACACAACAAAUGUUCUAAAUCGAUGUGAUUAGGUAUUAUAACGAAACUUAAUUAUAAGUCACGGAGUAAAAAUUUACAUAUAUAUAGGUUCUUUAGUCGUCAUUUUAUGACAUAAUUUAUGAAAUGCCUAGGUACCGUGUAAAGUGCCAUUGGUUUCUUGUACCCGUUUUCAUUAGGUCUUCAUGAAAUUUUAUUAAAAAAUAUAAGAAUUAACUGAACAAAAUUGAAAAAAAUUAAAGAGGGGACAGAGAGCCGGCAUUGUACACCGUUCGUGGACGGGCCGUUGAAUGAUUCUAGCUUUAGAUAUAUAUAAAAGUUAACUGGUAAGUAUUCGAUGGUGAUGAGGAAGAUAUAUUCUAUAUGAUAAAAAUAAAAGUAGAUUUUUAUCGAAUAAAUACUAGGUUACAAUGAUUGCGGAAAAGCGGUGCGCGUGCGAGAUGCGUUAUAACUAACGCACGGGUCAUUUGCCAAUACGUCGGUAAUUAACUUAAAUAUUUAGAUAAUGGCGAGUAUGAUAGGUCAGGAUCCCACGGCGGGCAGUUGGGACGUCAUUUCCGUAAAGCUGGGACUUUUUCAGCAGAAAUAUGAUUAGGAAC
Molecule: messenger RNA, 3101 nt
Organism: Papilio machaon (common yellow swallowtail)
Lineage: Eukaryota; Metazoa; Arthropoda; Insecta; Lepidoptera; Papilionidae
Product: glucose transporter type 1
Exons: 17
Coding region: 271-2391 (706 amino acids)
Biological process (GO): monosaccharide transmembrane transport
Cellular component (GO): membrane
Molecular function (GO): hexose transmembrane transporter activity
Source: RefSeq, a predicted model, not a curated record